UUUAUUAACCGCAUUAUUCUUUCCGUUACAUUCCUCUGUAGUGUUCUCUCCAUCUGAAUCGGAUUUUCUCUCUCUUCCACUUUCUAUAUCAAUUCACACCUACGUCAAUGUGCUACAACAAUAGUGAUGGAUUAUCAUCUUUGAAGCCACAGCGACGCAUCCGACUAGAAAUUUGUUUUCAAUACUUAGCUUUUUUGUUGUAAAAUGUUUAACAAGUUUUUCAAGAUUCUUUAUCUACUGAUUUAUACCAUUUAUUUAAAAUUGGCUUUGUAUUACUGGAUUUGUUUUAAAGUAUGUAUAUAAUUAAUAUUCUUUUGGAACUACGGAAUAUCUCUUAUCUUGCUUCAAGUAACUGUUCGAGUUUGACUUUGCUCCUAUCAUUGUAUUUAAAGUGCGAUGAACUUCUGGUGGCAUUUAUGGUGUUUGUUAAUAUGCCUACAAGAGACACCAUGAAACUAAAUGUUUAUUAGAAAAAUCACAUUGGAAGAUUAACAAAAAUGUUUGAUUUAGAAUUUGAUUGUGAGAGUUUUAAACCAUACCCUUCAGUUGUUGAUUUGAAGAAGAGCCCAAGACUUCCCUGCAAUUGCAUACAUUUUCUUGCUAUUUAUGAAGGGGGGGUUUUGUUGUUUUUUGCAGUGUCUAUUGUUGAUUCUAUGGUUGUAACAUCUACCUCCAAUUCUGUAGAUUUUCUUGCAUCUCUUGGCUGCAGUUUUGUUGUAUCUAGUUACCACUUUAUGUAUGUGUUUGAGAAGAGAAAGAGAAGAGAUUCAUCCCAUUAUCCGACUGAGAAUCAAAUAAAAUGGCGAUUACAUCAGCAGCUGUGAGUUCACUAAACCUCAAUCAGCCCUCUCGUUUAGGAGUACAAAAAACAGCAGCUAGAGGGCUGCCUCCCCUUUCUUCCAGAAACUCUCUCAUCGUUGUGCCAGCGGCGGCAAGAAGCUCAAGGUUGACCAGCCCUUCGGAAUUGGUGGAGACAUGAAACUGAGGAAUGGGGUAGAUGCAUCGGGCAGGAAGCCUACUGGGAAGGGUGUUUACCAAUUUGUCGACAAGUAUGGUGCUAAUGUGGAUGGAUAUAGUCCAAUUUACAAAGAAGAAGAUUGGUCCCCCCACUGGUGAUGUCUAUGUUGGAGGUAAAACCGGCUUAGCAAUCUGGGUUGUUACCUUUGUUGGCAUCCAGGCAGGAGGUGCUCUCCUUGUGUACAACACCAGUGCUCUCUCACAAUAAAUCUUUCAUUGUAAAUUAUCCACUAUCUGUUUUACCUCAUGCUUGCUGCAGCAUCUGAGCUAAAUCUUCAAUCAUGUAACUGUUCUGAACAUACUUCAAUAAGUGCUAGCCAGAUUCAGAAAUGUAUCAAUAUUCAGUUCAUCCCAUUUUCUAUAUUUUGAUUUAUAAAAAAAGUUAUCACUUUAUGUU
This is a messenger RNA of Cuscuta epithymum, 1414 nucleotides long. NCBI's taxonomy places the organism in Eukaryota, Viridiplantae, Streptophyta, Magnoliopsida, Solanales, Convolvulaceae. The record is from the annotation of a GenBank genome assembly.